Messenger RNA from Podarcis muralis (Common wall lizard), 2542 nucleotides. The record is from RefSeq and is a predicted model, not a curated record. Lineage: Eukaryota; Metazoa; Chordata; Lepidosauria; Squamata; Lacertidae.
AAUUAAAAUGCAGCCGCAUUUCAGUAGAAACUCAAAUCAAAGACUUCCCCUUUGCCCCAAUCUCACUUCUCUUCCUUCUCCCUGCUGGGACCCAAAGAUGCUCUCAGGUGCUGACCUUUUCUGCUGCCAGAUUCUGUCUUUAUUGCUAAUUUCUGACUCCUUGUCCUCAGCCGUGCGUCAGCGCGGCUGUUGAGUCAACUGGGGAACACCAGGCGUUGUCAGGCUGCAGCGCCCGUCAUCCCUAACAUUGUCUAGGGCUGAGUCCAGCAGCAUUUGGGGGGGGGAUUGCAGAUCUCCCACCCCAUGUUUCUGUGUCUUUUGGGACAUUUCGAUGCUAGUACGUUGAUCUUCUCCUUUUCCUUUCCCUUCCUUCGUUCCAGGAGCAUCGGCGUCAUCACCUAUAUCCUCUUAAGCGGCGCCUCUCCGUUCUUGGGCGAAACGAAGCAGGAAACUUUGACCAACAUUUCUGCUGUCAACUAUGACUUUGACGAGGAGUACUUUAGCAACACCAGCGAACUGGCAAAGGACUUCAUUCGGCGGCUGCUCGUCAAGGAUCCCAAGAAGCGGAUGACGAUCGACCAGAGCCUGGAGCACCCGUGGAUUAAGGUGAUCAAGCGCCGGAACGUCCGCAACGAGGACAACGGCAAGAAGCCCGAGCGCCGCCGCCUCAAGACGACCCGCCUGAAGGAGUACACCAUCAAGUCCCACUCCAGCAUGCCGCCCAACAACACCUACGUCAACUUUGAGCGCUUCUCCAAGGUGAUGGAGGAGGUGGCGGCAGCCGAGGAGGGCCUCCGCGAGCUUCAGCGGAGCAAGAAGUCCUUCCGCGAAGACAUCGAGGCCCUGCGCUCCAUCUACGAGGAGAAGGAGCUGUGGUACAAGGAGGAGAACGAGGCCGUGGGCCAGGACCUGCGGCAGAUCCGCCAGGAGAUGCAGAAGACGGAGGCCCUCAAGCGCCAGGCGCAGGAGGAGGCCCGGAGCGCCUCGCUGGCCGCCAACGGGCUGAAACGGCGCUACCGGAAGCUGGAGAACCGCUACGAGGCCCUGGCCAAGCAGCUGGCGUCCGAGAUGAAGUUCGUGCAAGAGCUGGUGCGCUCCAUCGAGCUGGAGAAGCUGCGGGGCGGCGAAGGGGACUGCGGCAUCCGCUAGCGCCCUCCCCUCCUGGGGCGGGGUGAGGAGACGGGAGCAGAUCCGUCUCGGCCGUGGGUUCGAGGGCUGCGCCCCCUCACCCAGCCUCCUGGCCCAGCGUCCCAACGACUCUUUGACCUAUGGCUCCUUAUUUAAUCACCGGUGUGGCGUGCUUCCUGGACUACGUAUCCCAUGAUGCAGCGCUCCUGCUGGGACCCAUGGCGGGCGACAUCCCUGAGUGCUCGGGACUUGUAGCCUGAAGCUGGAACUUUGUGCUUGUUAAAAAUAUCCUGUCUUGCCCCGGGGCUUUCCGUUCUGCCCUUUUUCGGCCUGAGGAUCCGCCGGCCUUCUUGAGGGUUUGAAGAGAGCGGGACGUCGGCAUUCUCUUCCCCCGAAUGAGGUUCCGACGGCAAACUUUGAAGCCCAAAAGUCUUGUUUCCGUUUGCUCGCUGGGCUUCUGAGUGCGGAGAGACUGCUGCCCAGAUUAUGGGACAUUAUGGUGCCCAGAUUAUGGGAGAUUGUGGUGCAGAUGUGAUGUGCGAGAGACGGUUUUUGCCUCGCUAAAUCAGCCAUUCCAGGGCAGAGCAUGACGCCCCAUUCACCCUGUGGGUCUUUUUUGCUAGAGGCCUCGUGGCAGGUUUUCUGGGACCAAGGCUGCAUUUAGAAACCACAUGGCUUGUGUUCCGGAUAUCGGAGGGAGCUUCACUUCACAAAUAUCAGGGUGUCUCUGGGUUGCGGGCAGCGAAAAGUAGGUUAUGAGACCUUCCUUCCCUAAAGGCCAGUGUUUGUAGUAACAAACAUCUGCCUAGGUAGAGAGAUCCAAACAUUUUAAAUCUUUUUCCAGGAUCUGAAUCUUUUAUCCUUUAUCGUUUUGAAGUAGCCUCGUGGUACAUUUUCUUUCCUAUUAUUAUUCUUUGUAUCAGAAGCCAUUUUUGCUUUUUUAAUAAUAAUAAUAAUAAUAAUAAUCGCAGGAUUCUUGGUUUGUGUUCAUGUUUAGGAGGAGGUGAUUAGGGUCACAACAGUUGCAGCUUCUCUUACCAGCCGAAGCUCUGGGAAUUUCAGAUAUAAACUGUGAAUCGAGGGGUGGUGGUGGUCAUUGUUAAGAAAUCACACGCUUAGGACUGAUGUGGCUACGUGCAGGGAUAUUUCCAGGUGACUUUUGGAUUGAACAUUUACGAUGAUUUGUGCAUGGGAUGCUGCCGGGGCUGUCACACACAAGUCCUGCUUUCCGCGCUGUUUCGUAACUGCAAAAGUUCGGGGGCGGCCACACCGCUUCACCCCCGCUGGGGCACAUUCUGUAACCUCCUGCUGAAACCCUGUAACGCUUCGUUCUGCAGAUGUUGUGCUUUAGCAAGCAUGUGGUGCAGCUUCAGGGAAGCAUCGCAGAGCCACCAAUAAAGCAGAAUCAAUCCAC